AUGGCUAGUAAUCGUAAUAUCCCGAUCGACGUUGUCUUAGCUCGUAUUGCCCAUUAUCUUCGAACACAUAACUAUGAUGACUGCGCAGUUUAUAUCAAUCGUCUAAAUGCGAAUACAUUCCGUAAGAUUGUCACCACAGAUUUAUCAUUCGACACCUUAUUUGCUCAAUUACCAUUUUCAAUCGAAAUCUUUGAAGUAAUCUAUUCGAAAAUGUUUGUCAUCGAUCCGGAUACAUUUCCUCUUCGAAUAUUUAAACCUGAACAAUUAUUAUCGAAAAUGAUUAGUAUCUUUGCAGCAACAUCUCCUUCCGCAUCAUCAAUUCAAGCCAAAUUCAAAGAAUGCUCCAUCGAAAACGAACGCUUGUCGAGCAAUCUCGGCAGCAUCCUUCGGAUUCUCUCUUAUGUUCAACCGAUCUUAUUCAAACGUCUUCUUCGUCAGAAACAAACACUUGAUGAAUGUAUAUCGUAUUUCGAACAACGUCAUUCCACAGCCACUAGUACCUCGACGCUAUCACGAUCCGUAUCACUUACACAUUUAAAUCUCGAAGAUACUCUUCGGCACGAAUUAGAAACAACAAUUACUUGUUGUCAACAGGCAUUGCAUAAACUCGGAACAAAGAGUAUCUCGAUCACAAUGCCAUCACCUUCAUUAUCGGUUCAUUCAACACCAGUUACAUCAAGAAAACAACUUUCACUUUACUCAUCGACAUCGGCAAUUUCCUCAGGAGUACCAUUGCCGCCAGCAAUCAAUUCGUUAGAUGAUAUUCAAGCUCGUCUCUAUCAACAUAAAUCUAUUUUGAAUCAAAUUGAACCAUAUUUAUCACGCACAAAACUCUAUUCAGUUAUCAAUAAUCUCAAUCAGAAAGUAUACAUAGAUAAACAAAUUCUGUUGGCAUAUUCAAAUAUCAAAAUACACGAAAAGCAAAUGCCUCUGAAUGAACCAUUGCUACCCUUAUUUAAACGUUUCGCCUUCGCCUAUGAACGCAUUAUUCAAUUAUGGAGACGAGUAACUGACAGUACGUUAAUUGAUGACUGUACUGAUGAUAUUGUGAUUGAUGAUACAACUGUUCGAGGUGUCAGUAGUACGGGUGGAAUUUGUUUCAAACGAUCGCGAUCUCAAGAAUUUCGACCAUACCAUCAACGAUAUCAAAAUGAACUUUCGCCCUACAAAGACGAUAUGGCAGUACGAAAUGGACAUUCAACUCCACUGCAAUCAUUAGGUCAAAAUGGAAACUCUCGACUACUAUCGUACAGUCCCAUAACUCCUUCAUCUUCAUUUAUACAACAAACAACAGUAUUACCGAAAGCACCUUCAGUUCAAUCGCUGGCAGUACCAACAUCCGAAUCUCUCACUGCUGAUCAUUUAGAAAAAGAGCGAUUGAAAAAUGAUUUACUUCAAUUGAAAAAUGAAUUACAAAAGUCGAAAGAAACCAUCGCUCGUUUACAAAAAAGUGAAGAACAAAUGCGUGAAAGAUUAGCUGAACAAGCACAACGGCAAUUAGAGAAAGGUGGCAAAUUUGAAGAUCUUAAUCAAAUUUCUCGCCCAACAGAACUAAUUCGAUCGUUCAAUACUCUAUAUUCCCAAUUACGAAUCGAUGCACUCGAUGCUUUGGAUAGUAUUCGUGAAUUGUCCAGUGCUGACGAUCUCAAAUCGAAAUUAUUAUUUUCUGUUGUUGUCCUUGCUUUUCGUCAUGCACAAAAUCACGCGAAAGAUGUCCGAAACAAAAUCAAACAACUUCUUCAACUAUCCAAUGAUAAAGGUUCGAUUGUCCUGGAAGAAACAAUUGAAAAAUAUCUAAGAACAACUAUUCAAAAAUAUGAUGUCGGAAAGAUUAUCUCAGAAGUCGAAAAUCAACUGUGGAAUACACUGUACGAUUACCCGCGUUUGAAAACCUGUCAUGAAUUGCUGAAAUACAUUCAUGCGGCUUGUCGAACAGCAUGGGGUUUAGUUAACCAAACGCCUCCAUAUUCUAUCGAAUUUCAAACAACUAAAUAUGAUAAAUCACUACACGAACGUUUUCACACAUCGGAUAAAGAAAGCGAAACUAUUAUCGAAUAUAUCUGGCCUUGUUUAAUCGAUGGACGCGAUCGAACAUGCGUAGCUAAAGGUGUUGUUCUAACUGAAGAUCGUUUAUCGUCUCUAUCAAAGAAUCUCUCCUGUUAG
Adineta ricciae is the source of this 2163-nucleotide messenger RNA. Lineage: Eukaryota; Metazoa; Rotifera; Eurotatoria; Adinetida; Adinetidae. The record is from the annotation of a GenBank genome assembly.